Larimichthys crocea (large yellow croaker) is the source of this 1551-nucleotide messenger RNA. RefSeq lists its product as uncharacterized. NCBI's taxonomy places the organism in Eukaryota, Metazoa, Chordata, Actinopteri, Sciaenidae. The record is from RefSeq and is a predicted model, not a curated record. The transcript is spliced from 3 exons. Bases 171 to 1280 code for a protein of 369 amino acids.
AGUAUAUAAGUCAGUGUCCACAGUGUGACUACAGAGAGAUUGUCUGCACUGAACUACUAAACAGUUUGCCACAAAACCUCCCACUCCAACCGAGGAAAUCUCAAGACAGAAAACUCAGAAGAAGAGAAAAGAAAGAGCAACAAAACAAACAUACCGAGCUCAUCUGAAAGAUGUCUGAACAAAGACAGAUUUCCAGUUACAUGGAAAAGGAAAAGAACAUGGACAAAAGGCCCUGUUCUCAUACUUUUUCCAUGGACUCUUUGGCCCCUGAGAUCAACAACAUCCCUGUCUCAGGGUUCAUCACUCACACAUCGUUGGAUGAUGAUGAGCUGAUGCAGUGUGAUGACCUCUUAGAUAAAAAAGAGCUCACCUGCUUCAACAUCCACGAAACCAUGAGUCUGGAAACCAGAUCAUUGCUCUCCGGCUCCUGGUCUUGCAGCACUGACUCACUUCUCUCAGAGGUCAUCACCUCAUUUGAUCAGGAUGUCAAUGAGGUGAUUAAAGCAGUAUGCCAAAGCUUUUUUGAGAACAUGGAGACAGAGGCAGUUAAUUCUGAAGUGAAAGAGGAUGUCCAGAGCACAGAGAGCAUAUCAACCUCCAGACUGACCACUGGGUCAGAUAAGAGCCUGUCUUCUUCUUCCACCGAAACAGUCAUCGCUGAGGCAGCAAAAACAAUUGUCUCUUUGGUGAUUGACGAAGCUGUAAAGGAACUGGAUGCCACUGAGGCUGCAAAAAUGCUCAUCUCUUUGGUGAUUGAUGAAGCUGUAAAGGAACUGGACGCCACUGAGGCUGUAAAAACACCCAAGGACAUUGGUUCUCUAAAGACACUGCAGUCCACUGACUGUGAAAAGGUGCUAGAAGACACUGAUACUCUGCAGAGGUCACAGAGGAAGAGGUGUAGAGACCAGAGAAAGGUUCAUCCAGCUCCACAUUCAUAUUUGGAUGAGGCUGUCAGGUCACCGAGCACUGACUGGACAAUUUUUUGCACUGGAGAGAGCAAACAGGGCUCUUGUGGUUCCCAAGAGACAACUACCUUUACCUCCUCCAGUGGUGAUGAAAGUGCAGACCUGAGGCCCAUUCAGCGAGAUUUGGUGGACUGCACAGUGGACGAAGACCCAACUAGAGUUGAGAAAACCAAAGCAAAGAAAAGCAAUCGCUUCUUUGACUUCUUCCGCAACGUCUUUUCCAAGAAAAACAUUAAAAAGAAGAAGAAGGAGGUGGCUGUGGAAGAAAAUCACUCCAAGUGGCCUUCUUUUUGGAUGCAUGUGAUGCUUUUGUAAGGACCGGGAUCAGGACCAGCUUCAGCCACUGGCCUGAUAAUAACUUAUCCCUGCUGUUGUAUUGAUGGAUAAAAAUACAUCAGUACGAUGUACAUUAUACUAUGUUUUAACUAUAUCUGUUUCUCUAAAUGAAUAUCAAUGAUUCUAGUUGUUGGACACUUGCAUUUUACUUUAUCACAAACAAAAACCACAAACAAAAAAAGAUGCUGGAGGAGGCUGAUUCUCUAAAGACACUGCAGUCCACUGUUAGUGAAAAGGUGCUAGAGGACAA